AUGGAGGUUGAAGGUAGGGCACAAGAGCAAGGGGCCGCAGGGGUGAGUGAAGCGGUGCAAAGCGGUGAAGUGGGGUUGGCGGGCGAGGCAGGUGGGGGAGCGGCAGGAGAAGGGGCAGAGGAGAAGGAAACGCAGGGAGACCAGGGUGCAGGUGUGGAGGGGGAGGGUGCGCCAGUGGGAGCAGCAGGGGUGGGGGACAUGCAGGGGCACGAAGUAGCAGCAGCAACAGAAGGGGAAGGAGCAGGAGGUGAAGGGGCUGGUGAGUCUGCUGCCCUCUUGCCUGGGGAAGGGCCAAACGGAGAAGGGGCGCCAGGGGAAGGGGCAGGUGGUGAUAGCACAGGGGCAGAAGUGGAAAGGGAGGGGGAAGGGGUGGGCGCAGGGGAUACAGGCGGGGCAGCAGAGACAGGCGGGGGAGCAGAGGCAGGGGCGGGAGCAGAAGUUUCUGAGAUUCAUGUGGAGGGUUUGGGGGAGGAAGAGGAUGGGGGGGAGCAUGCAAUGGGGGAUGGGGAGGAGGGAGAUGAGGCCAUGGGGGAGGGGGCGGACGGGGAGGGGGAGGAGGGCGGGCAUGAGGAGUAUGACGGGGAAGGGGGUAUGUUUGAGGGGGAGGGGGAAGGGGAGGCGGGAGGGGAAGGGGGAGGGGAGGGGGGAGGGGAAGGGGGAGGGGAGGGGGGAGGGGAAGGGGGAGGGGAAGGGGGAGGGGGAGAUGAGCAUGAGAUGGCGGAUGUGGGGGAGGAGGGGGGGAUGGAAGUGGAGGGCGGGGAGGAGGGGGAGGGUAAAGCAGGGGAGGGGCUGCAGCAGCAGGAAGAGGGUGGAGCAGGGGGGGAGUCUGGUGGUGCUGCUGCUGGAGGUGCUGGGGUAGCAGUAGCAGAGGCAGGUGCAGGGGAGCCAGCACCUGAAAGGACUCCUGAAGACACGCCUGGGGAUGCCUCUGCUGCAGUGCCUGCUGCUCCCGCUUCCACUGGAGCUGCUACAACGGCCACUGCUGAUUCUACCGCUGAUGCUGCCGCUGGUGCUGCUGGUACUACUGGUACUGCCGGUACUGCUGGGGCAGUGGAGGGAGCAGCAACACAGCAGCCGGGUACAGGAGUGAGCACAGCAGGAGCAGCAGCUACAGCGGGAACAGGCACAGCAGAGACAGCAGCAGCAGCAGGAAUGGCUUCCCGACCCAGGAGGUCCACAGCAGGGCUGAGAGGCAGGGCGGCAGCAGUGGCGGCAGCAACGGCAGGGCGAGGUGGGGGGCGGGGGGAGGCGGGAGAGGGGGGUGGUGCAGGGGAAGGGGAGGCGGCUCAGCGCGCUGCCGCCAGGCAGGCCCGAUUCGGUGCCGCCACGUCUCCCCGCCGCGGCCGAGGGCCGGGGCACACGAGUGAUCAGCCUGGUGCAGACAGGUGGAAGGGGAACGUCCAGCCCACGUGGCCGUGGGAGAGGCAGGGGGGCUGCAG
Messenger RNA from Closterium sp. Naga37s-1, 1439 nucleotides. The record is from the annotation of a GenBank genome assembly. NCBI's taxonomy places the organism in Eukaryota, Viridiplantae, Streptophyta, Zygnematophyceae, Desmidiales, Closteriaceae.